AUGGAGAAGGUAAGUGCCUCCACUGUGGGUGAGGUGGAGAUCAUGGAUGCCCAGUCGAUUCUACAACGUUUGGAAGAGCACAGGUUGUCCGACGUGUUCGAGGCUGCCCAAGGUGACGAGCCGGAAGCGAUGCUUUUCUCUUUGGAGGACAUCCAGGAGGAGCUGGACGCCUUUCGUUGGAUCACAACCGAGGUUGUCGCCCGUCGGCUCGAGCUUGAAGCGCUGGAGGAGGAGAACCGAUGCAUUCGAGAGGAGCAGACAACUCUUCGGCAAAGGUACGAAGACAUGAUGGAGCAGGCAGAAUCAAACUUGCGUGAAGACCAUGAAAGCAUGUGA
Molecule: messenger RNA, 336 nt
Organism: Symbiodinium natans
Lineage: Eukaryota; Dinophyceae; Suessiales; Symbiodiniaceae
Source: the annotation of a GenBank genome assembly